CAGAGCUUCGCAAGCACAGCCCGCUCGAGUGUAUAUCGUGUACAUGUAGGAGCGAGACAGCUGCACGCGCUUGUACAGGCUCGCAGGCCUGUGUACAUUAAUCCAGGAGUGGAAAAUAUACACAUCGUGUAGUUCGACCAGUUGGUCUAUGUGCUGUGCUGCGGCGGUGUCGGUGGCAGCGGCGGCGAGACAUCGUGUACUGCAACUCUUUGUAUACACGGCCGAGGUACACAUUAUAACGCAGCUACAUAGCGAGAUUCGCGCGCGCGACCAGUGACGCGAGUCAAGUUUCGGUCAGACGAGGAGGAGCAGCAGUAGCAGCUGCUGCAGGCGGUGGCAGCGGCGGCAUGUCCGCCACUUCUCCAUAGUAUCUCUGUGAAAAAAAAAAGGAGCGUGAUAAUACAUAGGUUGCGUGCAGUUUAUACAACCGGAGCAGCAGUAGCAGCUGGUACACAACUGGUACGCAGCUGUGCCAGGAGAAAUUAUUAUGCGUGCGGUAGUGUGUGCCGCCCGGAUCAUCCUCGCCGAUGUGAAAUUCUCGAGCUUCAUCGAUUCGCGCCCGUGAGAAAAUUAUGUGAAAUUUUCCGAACGAGCUGCCGGUGAUACAUCCCCGAUGCCUCAUCGACUUUGCAUGCGUCAAUCCGAGCUCCGAGCAGCAGCAGCAACAGCAGCAUCGAUCAUAAUAAGCAGUUUACCACUACUACGGGACGUUGGAUGUGCCCGUGCAGUGGUUUAUGCACUACUCACGCACGUAAUCGUAUCGUCGCGCAUCGCGAGUAUCGUCGCGUUACGAUCAUCCUCACAAUUACAACAACAACGACAACAACGGAGAAAUAAGGAGCUGCUGUGCAGCGCGGCCCGCGACGACGACUGCACCGUACGAAAUACAAAUCGUAUCCUCGACAUAAGCAGUAACGGUUGCGGAGGCUGAUCUCGCAAGCUCGUUGCGUAUUGAGAGAGAGAGAGAGAGAGAGAGAGAGGAGAGGAGGCGAGGUGAGCUGAGGUGAGCCGAGAGAGGAAAGCGUCGUUGUUGUUAUUAUUAUCAUGCCGGAGCAGAGCAACGACUACAGGGUCGUCGUCUUCGGUGCCGGGGGCGUCGGCAAGUCCUCGCUCGUGCUGCGCUUCGUGCGUGGCACGUUCCGCGAGUCCUACGUGCCUACGAUCGAGGAUACCUAUCGCCAGGUAAUAAGCUGCAACAAAAACAUAUGCACCCUUCAAAUUACGGACACAACGGGGUCCCAUCAGUUCCCCGCGAUGCAGCGCUUAUCCAUUAGCAAGGGCCACGCGUUCAUACUGGUGUACUCGGUGUCGUCGAGGCAGAGCUUCGAGGAGCUACGGCCAAUUUGGGCCGUCAUACGAGAUAUCAAGGGACAGGACAUAUCGCAGAUACCGAUCAUGCUGGUUGGCAACAAAUGCGACGAGAGCCCGUCGAGGCGCGAGGUGACGCAGAGCGAGGGCCAGGCCGAGGCCGACAGCUGGGGCUGCGGCUUCCUCGAGACGUCGGCCAAGACGAAUCACAACGUCAACGCGCUGUUCCGCGACCUGCUCACCCUGGAGAAGAAUCGCUCGGUCUCGCUGCAGCCCGUGCAGAGCAAUAACGCCAUCAGCCUUAAGGAGAAGUGCGCCCUCAUGUGAACUGCUGGUUCUUUUGUCGUUCGUCGGUGUUUCAUUUUUUUUUAUUUCGGAGCGACGGGAAAGAGAUAAAAAAAAAAAGAAGAAGAAGAAGAAGAGGAGAUAUCCGCCGUCUAUCUCAAUCCUGAUCUAUCUCUGUCUGUCUUCUCUACCGUUGUACAUACAAUGCACAUCUUAAUAAACGCACACGCGCGCACACAUUUUAUGGUAUAUACGUAAAAUAAGCAGUGAGAAAUGGAGGAUUUAUCGUGAGCUGUACAAGUGUGCGAGUGUGUGCAGUGCCAGAGUGCAUAACUGUGUACUCAAGAGUCUGUUGAGCGCCUCAUCGAUCUUUCGUCGCGCAGUAGCCACUUCAACUCGACACCGCUUCUCUCUUCUACUGCUAUCGUCGUCGUCGUCGUCGUCGUCUUCAUCCUCAUCUCUUGAGCUGCACACACACACGACACGAUACGCCGCUGUGUGCGCUGCAGUUCACUUUCGGCAGUCUCUCCAUUUGCGUCGCCGCGGGGAUCGACUUGUGUAAAUGCGACUGAUCUCGCAACGGCCCAAGAAUUGAGAAUAAUUCAGCGAUCGACUUUGUCAUUAUUUUGUUAUUCUUCAGUUACGUAACGGUCGUUUUGUAUUAUUACAAAGUUAGGCGCGAUAUCGCUUACAAUCAGCCGGAAUUGUAAUAUUGGGCUGUACUACGCCGCGUGGCGUCGCGACCCAGUUAUAAGUUGCGUCUUUGGAAAAUCUAUUAAAAUCAAUUAAAAUCAAUUUUGCUUUCUCUCUCGCUCCCUCUCGCUUAUAUACGUCAAAAUGCACAUUUCUUUUCUCUCCCGUCGCGCAAAUUCAUUUAACGUUAAUUUGAAGUCAUAGCGCCGUUACCGCAGUGUACUAACGAGCUGGCGGCAGCAGCAGCAGUUGUCGGAGAGAGAGAGAGCUAUAUAUACUUGGUAAUCUAAACGCUAAUUGCAAAGCCUCGGGGCCGCUUUGCCUCGCAAAAAUUAUAUUAUUCAUAAAAUUAUUCGACUCUCUGAGUGAAUCAAGCGGCUGGAUAAGAGAGAAGGAAAAUUGUAUGCACGAUUCGUUAGAUUUAUUACGAGUGCACGGCGGCGUAUUGUUGAAAGGUAUAUUAUGCUACGUACUAACUAACAACCGAGCGAAACACAUACACGGCCGAUUCUGCGUCAAAUUAAAUGGCCCAAAAAAUGUGCUUUUUAAGCUCGACGUGAACAUGUUGUCUGCCGUGUCAGGAAUAAUCCGGAAUUUUUCUGCUCUUUCAAUAUCUCUUUUUCGAACGCCUGAAAAAUACUAAUUUCCUUUCGUUUUUUCACUAAUUUAAAAAAAAAUUCGUAGCACAGCUUUGAGUAAUAUUAAAAAAGUUUUUUUUCUGCUGGAAUGUGUCCAAAUUUUCAGUCCAAAAAAAUAAAAUGGUUCAAGUGGUCUUUGAGCUCUUUGAGUACUCGUAUGCAAAGAAACAGACGUUUUCUACUUUUACAUGCUAUUUUAGCCUUUCUGACUAAGUAUAUGUUUGGAUUUUUACUAUCGGUCUAUUAUAAAAGGGUUGAGUUAAAAGUUCAUUUUCGGCGAUGUGUGGAGGCUUCUGAACCUUUUACCGUUGAAAAUUCGAAUCGAACCGGAUUAGAUUCGAAAUUUUAUGAAAAUCUGAACAAGUCUUAAGAAAAUAUGUAUUUAAAACUGUGUUCAAAUCUUAAAAUUACAACAUUUUUUGCAAGUCGGAAGAGCUUCAAUUUAAUGCGGCUUUAAUAUAAACUGAUCCAUUAAAAUUAAUGAAAACGAUUCUGAAUUUUAAUUGAAAAUUUUAGUUGAAAUCUUUGU
Molecule: messenger RNA, 3453 nt
Organism: Trichogramma pretiosum
Lineage: Eukaryota; Metazoa; Arthropoda; Insecta; Hymenoptera; Trichogrammatidae
Product: GTP-binding protein Di-Ras2
Exons: 3
Coding region: 1045-1635 (196 amino acids)
Biological process (GO): signal transduction
Cellular component (GO): plasma membrane
Molecular function (GO): GTP binding; GDP binding; GTPase activity
Source: RefSeq, a predicted model, not a curated record